Drosophila obscura is the source of this 3659-nucleotide messenger RNA. It is a transcript of the gene Set8, whose product is annotated as histone-lysine N-methyltransferase PR-Set7. NCBI's taxonomy places the organism in Eukaryota, Metazoa, Arthropoda, Insecta, Diptera, Drosophilidae. Gene Ontology annotation, molecular function: protein binding; histone H4K20 methyltransferase activity. The transcript has 3 exons. The record is from RefSeq and is a predicted model, not a curated record. The coding region runs from base 389 to 2539 and encodes 716 amino acids.
CCUGUUACAGACGCAAAGCAAAAGAAAGAACAACCAAAAAAAGUUUGCGGAAAAGUGCAACUAAUAACAUAAUUAAUUGCAGUGCAAUCAAUUGCAAUGCUUAUAAGAGAACCUAAAUCACAUAAAAUGCGCUGCUGCGUAUGACGACAGCAUUUUCAGAUAGUCGUCUCUGGCCAAGUGUGUGUGCGUGAGCGCUCGCUGCUGGCAAUCCAUCACAUCGCUCGUGUCCAGCAGCAGCAGUCGUCGUCGUCGUCGUAGUCGUCAUACGGAAAAACGCGCCAACGAACGCACCACCUCUUCGCCUACAUCUUCGUGGCUGCGAUCACGCGCCGCGCCCGCCACCCCACCACCAGCACCAGCACCACUCUCGCCCCAGCCACGCUUAUAGAUGAUAAUGGUGCGCAGGAGAGCGCGGCCCGCCAAAGAAACUGGUGGUGGCUCCGCAGCGGCAGCUGUUGCUACCGACGGAGCUCUAACCAUGGACACUGCCGCCGCUGUGGCCGUUGCGGGCGGAAAUCAUCUACUCGAUGACCAAUAUUUUGCCAGCCCCAAGCGGAAAGACUGCCGCCUGAUGAAGGCCAGUGAAAAUCUCAAAAUCUCCUCGGAUGUGGUGGCAUUGGAGGAGGCGAACAACAAAGGCAACAAGCCAACAAAGGCGUUAACGGAUCGAACGAUUGGCGUGCCGCUGGCCACACGCUCUCAGACACGCACCAUUGAGAACUUUUUCAAAGCGAAUGCAGCCACCAAGUGUGGAAUCCCAUUGAAUACACAUCAUGAGCCAAUUGAAGAGCAAAAGACAAUAUCCACAGAGCUUGCCUUGUCCGACGAGCUGGGAGAUGAGGAGUUGGAGCGGGUUGUGGGGGAUCUGCUGUACGAUGGCCAUUCGACGGCCUCUUCCGAUUCGCCUUCCUACCAGCACGGGCACGAGCACGAACAUGAGGAGGAAAUACAACAGGACACAUUUCAAAUGCGCGAGACCAGUCCCGUGCCCUUGCUGAUGGCCGACUUCCAGACACAUCGCUCUGCCCUGCGGGACAGCCACAGCUCGUCGCACAGCAGCAGCAGCAGUGGCGGGGCCAGUGCUACCACAGACAAUAUCUUCCUGCAGGAGCCGGUUCUGACGCUGGACAUUGACCGCACGCCCACCAAAGCCUCCAGCAUUAAGAUCAACAAGAGCUUUGAGCUGGCGAGCGCCGUCUUCUCAUCGCCGCCUUCCGUUCUGAAUGGCUGCCGCUUCAAUCAGAUUGUCACACUCAAUGGCGGCGGCGGCGACCUGUUCGAGACGCCGCCAGUUGCCCUAGCCCAGCCACAGCCGCACCACAACGGCUUCGAAUUGGACCAACAUGAUAGUAGUUCCUGCGACAGUGGCGUCGCCUGCAGCCUGACCGUGUCGGCUGAAUCGCCGGCCGCUGGAGGAGCAGCUGCGGCUGCGCGUCGCCGCAAACCAGCCACACCCCAUCGCAUACUCUGCCCCUCGCCGAUCAAGACAUUGCCCCGCGAAGGGGGGGGAAUGAUUGUACCUGGAGCACGCAAGACUUCCGGCAUUAUGAUGAAGGGCGAUCUGUUGUCGCCCAGAAAGUCGCCACGCAAGCUACCGACAACGACAGCAGCGGUUGCCGCCUGCAAGUCGCGACGAAGACUGAAUCAGCCAAAGCCACAAGCGCCUUACCACCAGCCCCAGACACAGCCACAGCCAACGCCAGGCACACAGCCAACGAACGAGGACAUUGUUGUCAUCCUCGAUGAUGACGACGAUGAUGAUAAUGUGGAUCAGGAGGAUGAGGGAGAGGAAGAUGAGGACGAUGUGCAUGCCUUAAUAAAGGCAGCCGACGAGCUGGAGAACCUGAACAAAGUACCCAUAGCCAUCAGCAUCAAAAGCAACAAUCACGUUAAAAUGCUCAAAGCGGCGCCAGCCAAGCCAAGGGCUGCCCUUACCAAGGGAGGCUCGUCCAGGACCAAGACCGGCUCAAAGAUCCAACCUGGACCGCUGCCCCUGGCCGCGACCAAUGGGAAUCGUGAGAUGACAGACUUCUUUCCGGUGCGGCGGAGCGUACGCAAGACCAAAACGGCCGUCAAGGAGGAAUGGCUGCGCAAUCUGGAGCAGGCAGUGCUCGAGGAGCGCUCCGAGGGUCUCCAGGUGCGCAACUUCAUGGGCAAGGGUCGCGGCGUUGUCGCCGUGCGUCACUUCAAGCGCAACGAGUUCGUCGUGGAGUAUGUGGGCGAUCUGAUCUCGAUCAGCGAUGCCACCGACCGCGAGCGACGCUAUGCCCUGGACGAGAACGCCGGCUGCUACAUGUACUACUUUAAGCACAAGAGCCAGCAGUACUGCAUCGAUGCCACCGUGGACACUGGGAAGCUGGGCCGCCUCAUCAAUCACUCGCGUGCUGGCAAUCUAAUGACCAAAGUGGUCGUGAUCAAGCAGCGUCCGCAUCUCGUUCUGCUGGCCAAGGAUGAUAUUGUGCCGGGGGAGGAGCUGACCUACGACUAUGGCGAUCGGUCCAAGGAGUCGCUGCUGCAUCACCCUUGGCUGGCCUUCUGAGGCAGGGAGUCCAUGGAGAAGCCCUAACCAGCAGGGAUAGGGAUGCCAACGGGAAACGGUUCGGAAAAGGUUCAGCUUUAAGCAGAGACUUGCAAGGCCACCAAAACGGUUAAAAUCGAUGAUGGCAAGAGCUACAAACUGGUUUUUGUGUUUUGUUUUCUUAGCUUUUAUAUAUAUGUAUAGAUCCAGAUCCCAUUAUGCACUGAAACCAACCAACCAGAAACGCAAAACCAAGACGAAACCAACUUCCAUUCAAAGACUGUUUAAACCUCGAAACGAAACGAACCGAACCGGUUGGCCAUCUCCCAGCGCUCCCCCUCGAAUUUAGUUUUUAUUUGAGGAAAAGUAUGAAAACUGUUAGUUCAAAAUAUCAUAAAGGAUAGCGACACCAACACCACACAAAACACACGCGAGAGAGUAUACAUACAUAUUUUCUGGAUUUGUUAGCGUUUUAUCAUUAUGUUACGAGCCAGGCUAAUUGUAAACACAGAGAGAGACGAGACAGGAGACAGGAGAUGCGACGGAAAAUGAUGAUGAUAAUAAUAACUAAAAGAAAAUGCGCUUAAACAUUAAGGCAUUCAUCUAGAGUUAAGGAUAACGAAAUGAAUAACUGUUGAACAUUUAGACGCAAGUUGGUAUAAAGAUUCCGACUGGAAAAUGCUGAAUGGGUCUCCAACCACAUUUGGCCCACAGAUCGGGGAUCGUAUGCUAUUUAUAAAGAUAUUUAUAUUAGAUACAUGUGUAAUUUCGAACUAUUAUUAUGUACUAUUUACUGCCAUAGUGCUACACAGCCUCGCCCUCACCCCACACCCCAUGCACGCCCCGCACACAUGCCACACACAACCAUUCAGGACACAUAUGCAUCCUCCAGGAGAGUAGUGGACUGCUGGGACACCUAGUGCUUCAAAUUGAUUGAUAAUCUCUGCCUCUCUCUCUCACCCUUAAGCCACACCAAACUUAAGCAGGUUUCAAUCACACACACACACACACCACACAUAUAUUUAUAUAUUGUAAACAAAAAUCCUAAACACCCCCCUGCCCUUCCUGUUAGCAAAAAAAAGUUCAAACUAAAAAAAAAUGACAGAAGCUUCUCCAAUAAUUGUUUUUCUUCACAUUAUUU